CCCUCUUCCAAACCAUGUGACCAAACGACCUUUGCACCGGUAGUGGUCUUCAAAACGCUAGCAUUAGCAGUUCACUUGUAUUUUUUUUACAGAGAUCGCCUUUUCCUCUGACAUCAAGUACAAUAUCGACGUGCAUAGUAGGAAAAAAUACUGCUCUGCCAAGAGAUGCCCCUCUAGAGAACUCCUUUGAUCUAACACUACCGAGGCAGGAAUCACCGCUUUACAGCAUAUUCAUCAUAACAUCAAUAUCAUCAUCUGACUGGAGAGACACACCACUUAAUUUGAUUAAUCCACAUUCAACUCCCAAAGACCAGGUGGCUCUGAAGGAGGAAUCCGAGACGAAGGCAGCAGGAGGAUCCACCCAGCACCAGCGGACCAACCAUGACCUCCAACACUGACAAUCGUCAAGACGGCCCAGGUCCAGUCCUCUCCAGGAUAUCAGCGAGCACCUCUGAGGAGGAUGUUCUCUGUCCUACUCCACCUCUCCCCCCAGGACCUGAUUCUCAGUACGAGAGAAUCGGAGGCCAAACAGGGACUUCGUUUUUACAGACCCUGAUCCACCUCCUGAAGGGGAACAUUGGUACGGGGCUGCUAGGUCUACCUCUGGCUGUCAGGAACGCAGGCCUUGUGUUAGGACCUCUGAGUCUGUUUGCCAUGGGGAUAAUAGCAGUCCACUGUAUGAACCUGCUUGUAAUCUGUUCCCACCACCUCAGUGUAAAGUUGAACAAGCCCUUUCUGGACUAUGGCGACGCUGUGCAGUAUGGUAUGGAGAAUGUCUCGUGGCUGAGAAGGCACUCAAUAUGGGGGAGGCGGAUAGUGAACGUGUUUCUGAUCAUCACCCAGCUGGGUUUCUGCUGUGUCUACUUCGUCUUCCUCAGUGACAACAUCAAACAGGUGGUGGAAGCUUCUAACGGGACAACCAUGAACUGCCACAACAACCAGACGGCUGUGACCGUCCCCAGCUUUGACUCCCGUCUCUACAUGUUGUGGUUCCUGCCAGCUGUUAUACUCUUGGUGUUCACCCGCAACCUGAAGUACCUGGCCCCCCUCUCUCUGGUAGCCAACCUGGCUAUGUGUACUAGCCUGGUCCUCAUCUACUUCUUCUGCUUCACGAACAUACCAAAUCGUAUCAGCCUGCCGAAGGUGGGUCAUGCCAAAGACUAUCCUCUCUUCUUUGGAACGGCCAUCUUUGCUUUCGAGGGGAUAGGAGUGGUUCUGCCCCUGGAGAACAAGAUGCAGAAGCCUCAGAGUUUCAAUAUGGUUCUAUAUCUGGGAAUGGGCAUCGUCACCUUCCUCUAUAUCAGCUUGGGGACCAUAGGGUACAUCACCUUUGGAGAGGCCAUAGGGGGAAGUAUCACCCUCAACUUACCCAACUGCUGGAUGUAUCAGAUUGUAAAGCUGCUCUACUGUUUCGGUAUCUACAUCACCUUUGCCCUUCAGUUCUACGUGCCAGCUGAGAUCCUGAUUCCUCCGAUGGUGUCCCGUGUCUCAGAGAGAUGGAAACUGCCAGUAGAUCUUCUGAUCCGCACUGCGCUCGUCGUUUUUACCUGUGUCCUGGCCAUAUUGAUCCCCCAGCUGGACCUGGUCAUCUCUUUAGUGGGGUCCAUCAGCAGCAGUUUCCUGGCUCUCAUCUUCCCUCCACUCCUCCAGAUCCUCACCUACCACAACGAAGGUCUGUCUCCCUGGGUCAUCGUCAAGAACACCCUGAUCUCUGUCAUCGGCUUCAUCGGCUUCAUCACCGGCACCUAUAUAUCCAUCACAGAGAUCAUCAAACGCAACGGCAGACAUGACAAUCUGGAUGUGACCUUCUUCCAGGUCCAGUGAGAGAUUUAGUGAGGAAGAGGAGGAUAUCUUGACUGUGGUUGGUCUGGCAAACAGUGGAGGCUGGUAGGUGGAGAAAUCUGAGGACAGGUUCAUUCUAGAAUGGAUGGUGCCUUCCUCCGAUUUAAGGUGACACCAGCCUCCACUGCUGUCAAACAAUCAAACCCAGAAGUCCUCACCCUGGCAUCAGCCAUGUUUUGUUUUUCUCACUUGCUCCAUUGUCCAUUGAUUACACAUUUAUUGAUAUUGUGAGUCUGCUUACUGUUGUGGUUAUUGGUCGCUGUGGAACAAUUAUUUAAUGGAAUAUAAGUGUUAAAUCAACUAUUUUCUACAGUAGCUGUAUAGCCAAGUAGAGAAUGUGACACGAGCGUCAUUCUCUCUGUGCCUCAUGAGCUUCGAUGUUUUUAACUUCCUAAUUUUAUUACAUACUUUUAUAUUUUAAACUUUUCUAUGACGCAAGCGCACCUUCUAUCUUACAUGUUUUAUUAUUUUUUAUCGUGAAUAAUUUAACCAAAUCAUUGAGCAAUCGCAUUCUCGUAACAUUUUAUUAUUAUUGUUAAAAUAUCCUGGGAGUGGUUAAAGUUGUUUUAAGUGAUCAAAUUAAGGCAAUAAGGUACUUAUGUGCCUUAUUGCUAUUAUAAACUGGUUACCAAUGUAAUUAGAGCAGUAAAAAUACGUGUUUUGUCAUAGCCGUGGUAUACGGUCUGAUAUACCACGGCUUUCAACCAAUCAGCAUUCGGGGGUCGAACCACCCGAGUCAAUAAUAGCAUUUAAAUAACAGUUAAGUGCCAUUUUGAAUGAUAUCUUCAUUCUACAGACCUUACAAAGAGGAAGAUGUAUGUUUUCAACCACAGCGUGACUAGACUAUUUCCAAUAGAAUGGUAAAUGACUGACCGUGUUUAAGACUAUCAGAACACAACAACCUGUAGUCUGUUGAUCGUCAUUACUGCUGUACAUGUAGCUAUGACAAUGACCGAUGAAUACCGUUUACUGAUUGACUACAUUUAGAGACAAGAUGUAAUAGUUGAGAGUUCACUUUUUUGUUGUUUUUAAAAGGCAAAGCUUCAUUUACAUUUAAGGCAAGCUGACGAGAUCACCUACUGUAAUACUGAUGAAGUUGAGGGACUGUAAAGAGAAAAUACAAAACAAUGUGUGUUAUUGUAGAGAUAAUACCAUUUUGUUAUUUCUCAGUUGAUGUUAUUUAUGUUGCCAUUUUAAUUUCUUACAUUUGUCUCAGGUUGGGCACUGAAUUUAUUCAUGUUACUAAUCAUCCAGUUUUCACAACGGCUAUUUCAUUUGUUUUAUCACGUGUCUCGCUUGUACCAACGGUUUGAGUUUUUAGACUGAGGUGGGCCCAGAUUAGACUGGGUUGGACUGAGGUGGGCCCAGAUUAGACUGGGUUGGACUGAGGUGGGCCCAGAUUAGACUGGGUUGGACUGAGGUGGGCCCAGAUUAGACUGGGUUGGACUGAGGUGGGCCCAGAUUAGACUGGGUUGGACUGAGGUGGGCCCAGAUUAGACUGGGUUGGACUGAGGUGGGCCCAGAUUAGACUGGGUUGGACUGAGGUGGGCCCAGAUUAGACUGGGUUGGAUAUCAUGGUGAUGUCACAUGGCAUUGGGAGAAUUUAACUGAUAGUUGGUCUCUUCGACUAGCCUUCAAUAAUGGCAGGUUUGAACUAUUGUUGAGUUUGCACUUUAUUGUUGCUGAAAUAUAGUAUUCUGAAUUUCCCGUGAGAGAAUACUGCUGAACAUUUUAUAAGGGGUCUUUUUUUCGUGAUCUUCAACAUGUAAAAAGAAAAUGUUUUUAUUUCAUUACAGUCUAAAUGGGGAAAAAGUUCACAAUUCUGGAAAUUAUACUAGCUUUGAAUAAUGGCAGGUUUGAACUAUUGUUGAGUUUGCACUUUAUUUUAAAUCAAAUAUAGUAUUCAUGAACAUGUCAUUUUUAUUUUAUAAUUUUUUUAAUUUUAUUUCAUUACAACCUAAAUGGAAAUUAUAUGUAAGCAUUUUUGUUGCUUGUUGUGGUGUUGAUGGGAAUUCUGAUGUUUACAUCCCCUUAAAUUGCAGCCUAUUCCCUUCAUAGUGCACUACUGUUGAGCAGAGUCCUAUUGGCCCUUGUCAAAUGUAGUGCACUAUAAUAGGGAAUUGGGUGGCAUUUGGGAUGUAGGCAGUCUCGUACACUAGUCUGAUGUCUCUGUGGACAUUAGCUACGAGGGGAUGACUUGGCGGUUACCCGUCAUGGAACUUAAAGAUCCUCUCCGGUACUUUUGCGUACUCGUUAGCCAGUAGUUCUGGACAAAAGUAGGCCCCCCGAAAGUGGUGUACUACGGCGUAUGUCCCACCACAUCAUUGCUCUCGCUCCCUCACUCUACUGUGUGUGUCUUGAUAGUUGACACUCAAAUGGCGAGGUGCUGAAGCUCUUAAUUGCUACGGGGGCUGGCCCACGUGGGGGGCAGAUGUAGGGAAAAGGGCGCUGCAUAGCUUCCAGAAAACAGCCACUUUCAAGCUAGGGAUUUUAUUUAGAAUGGAGAUAAAACAGUAAUUCUGCUCAUAGAUGAUGCCUGUAUGAACUACACAUUGACACAUCCAGCCCAAAGCGGGAGUACUAUUUGCCAAAGUACCGGAGCAUGUCAGUAGUUGGGGCGGCAGGUAGCCUAAUGUUUAGAGCGUUGGGCCAGUAACAGAAAGGUUGCUGAAUUGAAUCCCAGAGCUGACAAGGUAAGUCUGUCAUUCUGCCCCUGGACAAGCAGUUAACCCACUGUUCCUAGGCUGUCAUUGUAAAUAAGAAUUUGUUCUUAACUGACUUGCCUAGUUAAAUAAAGGUACAUGUUUAUUAUAAAAAAAAUGUAACGUCUUAUAAUGGAAAUAAAUAUUUGCAUAUCAUGAAUACCUCAACUAUCAUCACAGCUUGUCUUGGGGCUUUUACAGAUGUAUGUUAAGCCAGAGUAAUAUUGUACAUUUUUUGAGUCACUGAAUGUACUGUAAUUUCAGCAAAAAUAAAAACGAGUGGGUAUAUAAUAAAA
Molecule: messenger RNA, 4840 nt
Organism: Oncorhynchus masou masou (cherry salmon)
Lineage: Eukaryota; Metazoa; Chordata; Actinopteri; Salmoniformes; Salmonidae
Product: proton-coupled amino acid transporter 1-like
Exons: 13
Coding region: 382-1824 (480 amino acids)
Biological process (GO): proton transmembrane transport; proline transmembrane transport; L-alanine transport
Molecular function (GO): amino acid:proton symporter activity; glycine transmembrane transporter activity; L-proline transmembrane transporter activity
Source: RefSeq, a predicted model, not a curated record